Protobothrops mucrosquamatus (brown spotted pit viper) is the source of this 2433-nucleotide messenger RNA. Its product is annotated as vomeronasal type-2 receptor 26-like. Lineage: Eukaryota; Metazoa; Chordata; Lepidosauria; Squamata; Viperidae. Gene Ontology annotation, biological process: G protein-coupled receptor signaling pathway. Gene Ontology annotation, molecular function: G protein-coupled receptor activity. The transcript is spliced from 6 exons. Gene Ontology annotation, cellular component: membrane. Bases 1 to 2433 code for a protein of 810 amino acids. The record is from RefSeq and is a predicted model, not a curated record.
AUGAACAGCGACCCACGGAAUAUCAACAACAAAUAUUAUCAGCCAGGGGAUGUCAUCAUAGCAGGCAUUAGUUCACAAAGCUUCAUGUUUUCCAAUCCUCUCAACUUUGAAAGACAUCCCUCUUCUGAAGUCCUUGAUGACCUCAUCUACUUCACUGGAAGCUUAACUUAUCUUGCUUCACUGGAGCUCCUCUCCACAUGGGGCAGAUUCAUUCCAAACUAUAAAUGUGAUGCCCAAAGUACUACUGUAGCUGUGAUUGGGGGACCCGACUCCAAAGCUUGUCUUUUCAUGGCAACCAUUCUGAGCAUCUACAAGUUACCACAGCUUGGAUAUGGAUCUUCUCCUGUGAUUAAUGACCCAUCCCAACAAGUCUUCUUCCAAUGGAUGUUCCCUAAUAGAAACCAACAUUAUACGGGGAUGCUCCAACUGCUUUUGCUUUUCAGAUGGACCUGGAUUGGUAUCCUUUUUAUACAGGAUGACAAUGGCCUCAGGUUUAUACAGAAGGAACUUCCCAAGUUUUCCCAGCAUGGUAUCUGCUUUGACUUCAUAGAACCAUUCCCAACUGUGUAUUUCAAAACUGGCAUUCAUGAAAUGAUGGAAUCAUGGGUCAAACUGUAUGUCUUGAUAAGUGAUAGCAGUGCCAAUGUUGUGAUUUUACAUGGUGAAAUUCACACUACAAUCUUUUUAAGAAUGUUUCCCAGAAUUUUGGAAGUUGAAGAUAAACAAAUGAAGACAGGUAAAGUCUGGAUGAUGGUGGCACAAAUAGAGUUCACUUCUGUUCCCUUUCAACAAUUUUGGGAUAUAGAUAUCCUUCAUGGUUCCUUAGCUUUUGCAACCAAGUCAAAGGAAGUGGUAGGUUUCCACAAUUUUCUUCAGAUGAGAAACCCUAAUAUGGAAAUUAGAGAUGGUUUUAUUAAGGACUUUUGGAGACAGGCAUUUGAUUGUUCCUUCAAAGAGGACAAUGUUUGGAAUCGCUGCAGUGGGGAGGAGAAGCUAGAGGCUCUUCCUAGGUCUGUCUUUGACAUGAGCAUAACUCCACACAGCUACAGUAUCUACAAUGCAGUUUAUGCUGUAGCCAAUGCAUUCAAAUCCAUGAGCUCAUCAAUGCUCAAACAAAAAACUUUAUCAGAGGAAGGACAAAAUAAUGUUCUGAAUUCAAUGCUUUGGCAGCUCCACCAUUAUCUCAGAAAAGGCUCAUUUAACAACAGUGUUGGGCAGAUGAUUUCUUUUGAUCAAAAUGGGAAUUUGGAAGUAGGAUUUGAUAUUAUCAAUUGGAUCACAUUCCCAAACAAAACACUAUAUCGAGUCAAAGUGGGAACAUUUGAUCUCAGAGCUCCCAAAGACAAUGUUUUUAGUCUUUUUGUUGAUGCCAUCAGAUGGUCAAGGAGAUUUAACCAGGUACAACCUCGUUCUUUGUGUAAUGAACCCUGCUCUAAAGGUCACAGCAAGACCAAGAAGGAAGGAAAACCAUUUUGUUGUUAUGAUUGCCUUCUAUGCCCACAAGAAAAAGUGUCAAAUUGGACAGAUAUGGAUUCUUGUUACCAGUGUCCAGAGGAUCACUAUCCCAGCAAAGCCCAGGAUCAGUGCAUUCCAAAAGAGAUCAGCUUCCUAUCAUUUCAAGAACCUUUGGGGAUCACCUUGACCAUUUUUGCUCUUUUAUUUUCUUCCAUCACAGCUCUGGUCCUUGUGGUCUUUGUCCAGCACAAAAAUACCCCCAUAGUCAAGGCCAACAACCAGGGCCUCAGCUACAUCCUCCUGGUCUCCCUUCUGCUUUCCUUUCUCUGCCCUUUGCUUUUCAUUGGUCGGCCUCAGACAGCAACCUGUCUCCUUCGCCAAACUGCUUUUGGCAUCAUCUUCUCUCUGGCAGUUUCUUGUGUUGUGGCCAAAACCCUCAUUGUAGUCCUAGCUUUCAUGGCCACCAGGCCAGAUUCUAAGAUGAGGUCAUGGGUAGGGAACAAGUUGGCUCUCUUCAUAGUGCCUUCCUGCUCUGUUGUUCAAACUACUCUUUGUACCAUGUGGCUGGUGAGCUGUGCUCCCUUCCCAGACCUUGAUAUGCACUCACUGCCUACAGAAAUAGUCCUGGAGUGCAAUGAAGGCUUUCCUGCCUUGUUUUAUUGUCUCCUAGGUUUCAUUGGUCUCUUGGCUAUGAUCAGCUUUUCAGUGGCUUUCCUUGGCAGAAACCUCCCAGAUAGUUUCAAUGAAGCCAAAUUUAUCACCCUCAGCAUGCUUCUCUUUUGCAGUGUCUGGAUCUCUUUUGUUCCAGCCUACCAGAGCACCAAAGGGAAAUACACAGUGGCUGUGGAAGUCUUCUCCAUCUUAGCCUCAAGUGUUGGAUUACUGACCCUCAUUUUCUUCCCCAAACUCUUCAUCAUCUUGAUAAGACCUGAGCUGAAUAACAGGCAACAACUCAUGAGAAAAACCCUCAUAAAAUGA